CAUCGCAGGCCUGGGCAGCGGGAGGCGGGGUGAAGAGGGAAGGUCAGCAGACAAGAGAGCUCCAGAGGUGCCCUGGGACCAGCCCCUGUAGAGGGCUCCCCUCCCUUCCAGGGCCUUGGCUCCCACAGGCUCGGACUUGCCUCCCCCCACCCUCCUGUCCUGCCCCUUCACCUGGCAGUAGCCCCACCUCUGGGCCACCCAUUUCCCCCCAGUCUCUGGAAAGGAAAAGGGAGGUAUCCAGAGGGGCCCAGGCACCCAGGAGGCGUUGAGCUGUGAGGAGGGAAGCGAGAGAAGAAACAGAGAGAGAGAGAGAGAGAGAGAGAGAAGAGAGGAGAGAGAUGAGACAGAGAAAGACAGAGAGCAUUAGAGAAGAAAGACUAAAAGCAAUGGGUGAGAUCGAGGAGGGCACAGAGGGACAGAACCCUACAGACAGGAAGAGGAAAGCCACACAUGCACACACACACAUGUGCACACGCGCGCAGAAGCACAGGCCCACAGAGAAUGACAGAGACAGACCCAGGGAAGGAAGGGCACACGCUCACGAAGGGAACAUGGAGGCUCAGAGGGCUUGGAGAGGUGACAGAGACCUGCCCUGUCCCCUUCCAGGCCAUGAGGAUUCUACGAUUGAUCACGCUUGCUCUGGUGACAGGGCAUGUAGGGGCAGAGACCAGGAUCAUCAAGGGUCACCCGUGCUCUCCUCACUCCCAGCCCUGGCAGGUGGCCCUGUUCCAGAAGACACGGCUGCUCUGCGGGGCAACCCUCAUCGCGCCCAGCUGGCUCCUGACAGCAGCCCACUGCUACAAGCCUGACUACGUGGCCCUCCUGGGAGAGUACGACCUGCAUCGUGAGGAUGGCUAUGAGCAGAGGCAAAAGGCCACCAAGUCCUUCCGCCACCCAGGCUUCAACGACAGCCUCCCCAACAAAGAUCACCGCAAUGACAUCAUGCUAAUAAAGCUGCCCAAAGCAGCCACCAUCACCCGGGCCGUGCGACCCCUCGCCCUGCCGUCCCAAUGCGUCUCCCCCGGCACCAACUGCCUCAUUUCUGGCUGGGGCACCAUUUCCAGCCCCCAGUUGCGACUGCCCAAAAUCUUGCGCUGUGCCAACAUCUCCAUCAUCAAGCACGAGGAGUGUGAGCGUGCCUACCCCAGCAACAUCACAGACACCAUGGUGUGCGCCAGCGUGCAAGAGGGCAAGGACUCCUGCCAGGGCGACUCUGGGGGCCCUCUGGUCUGUAACGGGUCUCUUCAGGGCAUUAUCUCCUGGGGCCAGGACCCAUGUGCAGUUUCCAGAAAGCCCGGUGUCUACACAAAGGUCUGCAAGUAUGUGGACUGGAUUCAGAAGACCAUACGCAACAAUUAGCAGGACUACACACACGGUCGAGAGCUCAGUGUGUUGAAGUCUGCUCCUUCUUGUACCAAACUCUAAGACCCUUCCAUCAUGUCCUUUGGACCGCCUUCGUUAAUCGAGGUACUACAGCUUCAUAAUCAGCUUUGGGUUUGGAAUCAGAAUCCUGAGUUCAAGUCCUGACUCGGACUAUCUUGUCACUCUGGAAAUGACCAUAAAACUGUUUCGUCUCCUGUUUUAUCCCCGAUCCCAAAACCUUCUUUGCAAAGGCUGAAGUUUCAAUAAAUAUUUGAAGAAUGAAUGAA
This is a messenger RNA of Cavia porcellus (domestic guinea pig), 1649 nucleotides long. It is a transcript of the gene Klk11, whose product is annotated as kallikrein related peptidase 11. Gene Ontology annotation, molecular function: serine-type endopeptidase activity. The transcript has 6 exons. Gene Ontology annotation, biological process: proteolysis. Lineage: Eukaryota; Metazoa; Chordata; Mammalia; Rodentia; Caviidae. Bases 451 to 1359 code for a protein of 302 amino acids. The record is from RefSeq and is a predicted model, not a curated record.